AUGACAAAGCGUAUUCCUACUGCUCCCCGCCGACCCAACCUACGCAUGAAUGCUGUUCUUAAUAGCACAAUUGCAGGUGUUGUUGCUCCAAUUGAUACACCAACUCCAGAAGUAGCAGUUGUCACAGCCCCUGAAGUUCAAGUCGCUGUGACCCCAAUGGAUCACGUCCUUACCUUGUUGGCAGCCAACAAUAAUGGUCUGGAUUUGUACAACAAGACAAAUGAAUUUUUGAAGAACUCGGUCCUUCAGCUCAUGACUGCAAAUGCCGAAAUAGAAAAGGCAAUGACCAGCCAAAAUUCCGUGAUGCCUUCUGCUGUACCAGCGGAUUCUUCUUCUUCCAUGGAUGAUGAUAUUGACCUUGGAGCGAAACAUCAUCCCUUGAUUUCUCAACUUAUCAAUAGUUACAUCAAGAAACCGAACUUUGUUAGCACAGAUCCGCUCAAAGUUGCUGAGAAUAAUAAUAGAUCAGCAUGGUCAAUGACUGGCAGGUAUGGCGAUAAGUACAACAAGACACUUGCACUGGCUCUCUUCAAGUACCCGAGACCUCAAAGAUGCUGCACAAAUGUGUCAAAGAGUGUCAUUAUGAAUAUAAUAAAGAAUCACUACCAAAAUCAACUUCUUGACCGUCGUAUUAUCACGUACCAGACAUACACAGAGGCUAUUCAUGAGGGCAUGAAUCGAUAUGAUUGCGGAAAUAUUCUUUCUAUUGACGUGAUGUCUGAUGGCGAGUCGGAUGGAGAUAACGAAGUGCGGGCAUAUCGUCCCAGCUGGAGAACUGAUGAGCUCCAGACGUUUAUUACUACUAUUGAUGAACUUACUGUUAUCCGUUUGAAGAAAAAUUCAGAAAGCUUGAAAAAGCGCAUCCCUUAUGAGAAAGAACAUGAUGUAUACAGCUGCAUGUAUAGCAUGCCAAGUACAAACAAAAAUUUAUAG
Molecule: messenger RNA, 933 nt
Organism: Phycomyces blakesleeanus NRRL 1555(-)
Lineage: Eukaryota; Fungi; Mucoromycota; Mucoromycetes; Mucorales; Phycomycetaceae
Exons: 6
Coding region: 1-933 (310 amino acids)
Source: RefSeq, a predicted model, not a curated record